UUCCGGACACACGGGGGCGCUGCGCUUAGUGCUAACAUGUAAUUUGUGUGUGUACAAGUUAAUGGGAAGUUGCAGUCUGUACACUGUUUGUUCGUGUCCACCGGGAUUUCUUUAAUUUAAUGCAAUAAAUAAGAGCUGUAGAACUUUCCAGAGACUUCCUGGGCAUGAUGACAAAGCGGAGAGCAGACAGCUCGUUACUUCACGAGACUCCUCAUCCUCAGAAAAAGAAGAAAUGGCGGUCUGUGUGUGAUGCAGAGCCCGAGCUGCACGUUUCCGCCGCCGCCUCUCCUCCUGGACUCUUUAGCACUUUAAUCGGAGAGCGGCGGAGAAAGAGACCGAGAUGCUGCGAGGAUCAUGAAGAGCACGGUAAAGCAGGGCCUCCGGGGCGCACGCUGAUGAACGCUCCAGACGGCGAGGACAGGGAGAGCGGGGAUGGUUGCGUUUCUGGAAAGUUCCGACGCGCGAGCGAUGCGUGCACGUGCGAGAUGACCUCGAAAGAAAGCACGAGCGGGUCAAAACCGGAAGAGCGUCUAAAGGUGACUUGUCCGGACAACAAUGAGGAUGAGCUUUUUGCAUUUAACUCCUUCCAGUUCUGGAGAACGCCGCUGCCUGUGUUAGAUCUGUCACUCCUGGACAGUCCGUCCACAUCCGAGCUCCACGAGGACCGUUCUUUUAAAGAUGACACGGAGGAAAUGGAGACAUGAUGCACGAUGCAAUAUUUUGCUCGACAUCACUGUGGAAGUAUUUGAAUUCAAGAAAGGAGGAAGUCAUUCUGCCAUGUUUUUCCUUCCUUCAGGAAUGUGUGUUCUAAGCUGUUGGUAAGACUUUAAAAUGCCUAAUUUCAUGUUCGUCAUUGUUAAAGGACAAACCUGAGCUUUGAAUUAAUGUAAACUCUGUGGUUGAGGUUCCGAGUUUGAGCAGAUGAUUAUGAAUUCAAAUCCCAGGACUGCCAGAGAACCACGCUUGUAACGAGAUUCAAGAAACGUUGUGCUGAAGGAUUUCAUGAAUGAACCGGGUCAGGGUCAUGGUGGAUCCAGGGCCUGUCACGGAACAUUGAGCAUGACUUGGGAGUACAUCUUGGAUGGGAUACCACUCCUUUUCAGGGCACACACAUUCACACACUCGCUCACACCUAGGGGUAAUCCAUCUUAGCCAAGCCACCUACUGGGAUGCGUCAGGAAACACACGCAGAAUUCCACAUGGACAGUAACCCGAAGGUCAGGAUUGAACCCUGGAGCUGUGAUGCGUUUGUUGCCCUUGCCGAAGCCAAAUGUAUACAGUUCUAUUCUUUGUGAGCUAUAUUAGCCUUGUAACUCAAUGAAAGUUGUUACUGACAACUAUAUGAAAGUUUUUAUUAUUCAAGUCACAGAACGUAAGUGCUGCUCUGUUUGUUUAUAUUUAUUUGGAUCGUCCCAAUAAAACCAACAUGUCUUGGGUGAUCGACUACGUUUGGGGUUCGGAGAAGAUUUUUCACCAGACUGUCUGCCUCACUUCCAGGUUGUUUUGUGUUAAAGCACCUGCAAAAUGAAUAAUUGUAAAUAUGAGGGCUUUGAACUCUCGCUCAUAGUUUUUCAGAUUCCCGUAAAUUCCUUUUUGCCUUGUUUGGUUCAGUAAACCUGCUUUCUGAUUUACUUAUUCCUUAUGUAACGUGUAACAGUGCAGUCGAUAUUGUAUUGUACUUGUAUUAAAUAUCCCUUUUUCCUCCCUUUAUAGCCUAAUUACUGAUCAUGCUGAACUUGUGUAUGAUUUUGUUCUCUUGCACUGUUUUUUUUUUUUUUUCCAUUCUAUUUGGUCUGUCUACUGCAGCUGCAAUAAAAUGUGAGCUUUAUUCUCAUGCUGCUUAAUUUGUGUAAGCUCAUACCUUAAUGUAAGGUGAAGUUAGGUUGUUGUUGUUUUUUAAAUAUAUAUAACCUUUGAAGACCGUCUCUCCAUUAUCCAGAACUCUGAUGUCAUAGCAGUGAUGUCACGAGGGCUUGUGAUUUGAGAUACACACGUGCUCAGGUCAUGACAUUAAAUGAAGCUGCUACCGACUGGAUCACCAAUCACCUAGUUGCUUAUUAUGGAUGCAACUAAUGUUUAAUGAUUCCUGAAUAGUUAUGCCCAUCACGCAUAAAAUCCCUUUGCACCACUAGAGCCUUCAGUGUUUUACUCACACAGCUGUUUAUCAUAAAAAGCAGCACUUUUGAAAUGAAAUAAAAUAACCUUGACGCUGCUCAGUCGGGUCAGCCUCCAAAGACCUUUGAUCCAAGCGGAGGAGGAAAGCGAAGUGUGAGGUUUUCUAAUAC
Neoarius graeffei (lesser salmon catfish) is the source of this 2285-nucleotide messenger RNA. RefSeq lists its product as uncharacterized. Bases 165 to 704 code for a protein of 179 amino acids. Lineage: Eukaryota; Metazoa; Chordata; Actinopteri; Siluriformes; Ariidae. The record is from RefSeq and is a predicted model, not a curated record. The transcript has 2 exons.